UGUGACGGGGCCGCGCUCCAGAACGUUCCUUGGCAACGCCAUUUUGUGGCGAGCUGCGACGCGGCGGCGGUCCCCUGGUGGCGGUUCGUGGCGGCUUGGAGAAGGGCGGCGGGUACCCCGAGCAGCACAGCGGGUACCCCGAACAGCACAGCGGGUACCCCGAGCACGGCUGCACCCCGAGCUGCUGAGAUGCGGCAUUCCAGGCGAACUAAUUAUCCUGACUGGGAUGAAAAAGAAAGUUGGGAUCGCAGAAGAUGUGACAGUGGUCAUAAGAGGAAGAGGAGAUCAUUUAGUGGUACACAGGAGAACAAGCACUUCAAGCAUGAUCUUUCUAAACUUACUGAUAGUAACUGUUCAGAAUCCAGAUCCAUAAAUGAGAGAGACCAUCAUGAACGACGCUAUGUUGAAGAAUACAGAAACGAGUACAACCCAGGAUAUGAUAAUGGACAUCAUCACAGAGACCAUGAAAGUGGUUAUCACAACCAUAGUAGCAAAUCAUCGGGAUAUAGUGGGAGGAGUAGUUACAAAAGGAAAUACAAGACACAUCACAGUGCCUGUCAUCAUCAUCAUCAUUCACAGGUGAAGAGUCAUCGAAGGAAAAGAUCCAGGAGUGUAGAGGAUGAUGAGGAGGGUCACCUGAUCUGUCAGAGUGGAGACGUACUAAGUGCAAGAUAUGAGAUUGUUGCUACUUUGGGUGAAGGUGCUUUUGGAAAAGUAGUGGAAUGCAUUGAUCACAAAGCGGGAGGUAGACAUGUAGCUGUGAAAAUAGUGAAAAAUGUUGAUCGGUACUCCGAAGCAGCACGUUCAGAAAUACAAGUACUGGAACAUUUAAAUGCAUCAGAUCCCAGCAAUACAUAUCGCUGUGUCCAGAUGUUGGAAUGGUUUGAGCACCAUGGACAUGUCUGCAUUGUUUUUGAGCUACUGGGACUCAGUACCUAUGACUUCAUUAAGGAAAAUGGUUUUUUGCCAUUUAGACUGGACCACAUUAGACAGAUGGCAUAUCAGAUAUGCAAAUCUGUGAACUUUUUGCAUUUGAACAAACUGACACACACAGAUCUCAAACCAGAAAAUAUUUUAUUUGUGAAGUCUGAUUAUACAGAAGAGUAUAACCCCAAACUGAAACGUGAUGAGCGUACACUGAAAAAUCCAGACAUCAAAGUUGUGGACUUCGGGAGUGCAACGUACGAUGAUGAGCAUCACAGUACUUUGGUGUCUACAAGACAUUACAGAGCUCCUGAAGUUAUUCUAGCACUGGGAUGGGCACAGCCAUGUGAUGUUUGGAGCAUUGGAUGUAUCCUCAUAGAAUACUACCUGGGAUUCACUGUAUUUCCGACCCAUGACAGCAAAGAGCACCUAGCAAUGAUGGAGCGAAUACUGGGGCCUUUGCCUAGUCAUAUGAUACAGAAAACCAGGAAACGCAAAUAUUUCCAUCGUGACCAGCUGGAUUGGGACGAACACAGUUCUGCUGGUAGAUACGUCUCUAGACGUUGUAAGCCACUGAAGGAAUUCAUGACAUGCCAGGAUUCUGACCAUGAGAACCUCUUUGACCUCAUACAAAAAAUGUUGGAGUAUGACCCAGCCAAACGCAUUACUCUUGAAGAAGCACUAAAGCAUCCUUUUUUCUUCCCCUUGAAACAAGAAAAAAUUGCGCUGUCUCCUGUAGCUGAGCAUGCUGAUACAGAUGGUAUCAGUCCGCCAAAGAAACAUAAAAGAUUUUAAAUAUUUACUGUGUACAGUUAUUUUGUAAAUGCCCUAUUUGUAUUAAUGCCUCUCUUUGGAUACUUAAGUUUAACUUAGCUGCUGACAUAAAAGUUAUUUAAGAAAAAGCUGCUGAUGAACCCGAUUGUGUUUCCUUAACAAAUAAAAUCUCAAUACAUUUUUACAUUAA
Messenger RNA from Anas platyrhynchos (mallard), 1888 nucleotides. RefSeq names its product CDC like kinase 1 (gene CLK1). Gene Ontology annotation, cellular component: nucleus. Gene Ontology annotation, molecular function: protein serine/threonine kinase activity; ATP binding; protein tyrosine kinase activity. Gene Ontology annotation, biological process: peptidyl-tyrosine phosphorylation; regulation of RNA splicing. Lineage: Eukaryota; Metazoa; Chordata; Aves; Anseriformes; Anatidae. The record is from RefSeq and is a predicted model, not a curated record.